Molecule: messenger RNA, 1026 nt
Organism: Symbiodinium natans
Lineage: Eukaryota; Dinophyceae; Suessiales; Symbiodiniaceae
Source: the annotation of a GenBank genome assembly
AUGUCCGCGUUAUCAGCACAAGGGAUCAAUCUGAUCUGCGCAAGAAUGUGGCAGUCAAAGAAGAGAGAACUCACGUACUUGAACACGAGGCAGCUUUGGGUGGUGGACAAAGAGUUAUUCGCCACAUUUGAGAUCGAGCCCGUUGCGAUGAUCACAAUUCCAGGACUCACUCCUCAUGACCUGGCUCAGAUGCACGUCGCUUCAAACACCCAUGCGAACAUUAUAGCGGCGAUUGGAAAUCGACGCUACGCCAACAAGGAGGUAUCUGUCGAAGCAGGCAGCUUCAAAUACAGAAACCGCAUUGGCAAUCCUAGUGAGAUCAUGCGCGGCUGCGUCGACAUCAUGACCUCCAAGCUGAUCAAGGGUCUUAUGACCAUUGACGAAGCCACAAUCAAGAAGGAUCAGAUCGAGGCAAUAGAUGUGCCACCGGCUGACAUCGCCGUGGAGCUCAACGGAAAAAGUGUGUUUCCCAUUCAUAAAAUGAUUGAGGAGAUAGCACCAAAAUCAUUCAACGAGAACAUGACCCGUGAGAACUUUGACAAAGUCUCCGGGGCAGAGCUCACACGCAGUUUCCAGGCACAAGGCUUCGUAAAACCCAACGACGUUCUCGGAAAGAUUAAGCCAAGGCUGAUACAGCAUUUCACGCCUCAAGGAAGCGCAUCAUCCGCACUGAUGAACAAGACGAUCGAAGAGAUGCUCUUCCGUCUUCCGUACUUCGUCAAGCGAAGCAUUAAAGGGACUGAUAAUACCGGUGUCGCAUCCAGGAUUCAUGGGCAUUACAAGAAGUUCAAGAAGGGUGGUGUUGCCAACAAUGAUUACGGCAACUUCGAUAGCUCUAUCACUGAUAAAUGCACCGGUAACACAGACAUCCCAGGAUUGAGGAAGAUCAUAGAGAAGGGGAUCAUGGACGAAAUUGCAAAACGCUUUCCAGAGGCCACAGACCUCAAGAAUACGCCCAAGUUCAGAUGGAAGAAGGUCGAGAAGGUCGCCUGCCCGCUGGAAAUUCCAUGGACAUUCAAGCUAUAA